Messenger RNA from Rhipicephalus microplus (southern cattle tick), 503 nucleotides. RefSeq names its product ATP synthase, subunit G (gene ATPsynG). The record is from RefSeq and is a predicted model, not a curated record. Gene Ontology annotation, biological process: proton motive force-driven ATP synthesis. Gene Ontology annotation, molecular function: proton transmembrane transporter activity. NCBI's taxonomy places the organism in Eukaryota, Metazoa, Arthropoda, Arachnida, Ixodida, Ixodidae.
UCGCACGAUUAUGUCUAACGCCACGCCGGUCCCUGCUGCCCUUGCCUAGAGGACGUGAGGACAGUUUUCCCAAUUUUCGUAAGAAACUAAAGGAAGCAAAGUCCAAUCCACAGCCAUGUCGAGGGCCGUGGCCAACCUGACGGCGUCCAUGAUCAAGAACGGCAAGCCCAAGCUUGAGACCUUCAUGAAGUACGCCCGCGUCGAGAUGGUGCCACCAUCGCCACGCGAAUUUCCCGAGGUGUUCCGGGGCUUUGGCCAGCUCAUUAGCUCAGCAAAGUCCGGCGCGUGGAAAAACUUUACCGUCAAGGAGGCCACGGUCAACACGCUGGUCGGAAUGGAAGUCAUCUUCUGGUUCUAUGUCGGCGAGUGCAUCGGCAAGGGAAGCAUAGUCGGAUACCACGUUUAGAGACCCGCUCGUGGUUUCGUCACCUUGCUGUUGGACAUUACGCUAGGUGUUCAAUUCACUGUGAAUUCAGAAUAAACAUGCAAGUGAACUAGGCAAA